CUCGGCUUGGUUUUUUGGCUCACAUGAUCGGGAAACGCGUUUCGCGGCAAAAAGGCUCUUGCAAUAAUAACGGGUUUCUCGGAUGCGACCCUCUCAGCUCGGAAGCUUUUCCAAAAUCUCGUGUCUGCAGAUGUCCAACACUAAAAAUCGUAUUGUUCCCAAAACAAUUGUAUUUAAACAAGAAUUACUUUUUACAUUUGUUGAGCAUUCAGCCUUGGUUUUGGGCAAAGAGUUUUAAUUAAACAAGUAUAAACUGCAGCCGGUUCGAAGCGGUUCAAGCCGCCUGGGUACAGGUACCUUACCUACAUCAACGACAACUAACUGAAAACAAAACAGAAAACAAAAAACACCUGCAAAUCAGCAUAAGCUCAAUUGUCGCCUAGUGAAGUGAACCGAAGUGAAGGUGUUAAAGCCCAUAGCGUACGAAGAAUAUCGAGUAUAAGAAGAGCUGAAACAAAACCAGGCCAGACAAGUGCCAUAAUUUCAGUAUCUAAAGGGCAAUGCAGCGACCCUCUCUCUUUGUAUCUGUCUAAACAUCUAAGUUUAUCUGGCUCGUGACAGUGACAUCAUUUCUUAUCUCCAAGAUCAGUGGGUUUAGUCUGAUUGUCAGUUAUACGGCUCCAACAAAGAACAUCCCGAAAAGUGCCCACUUAGUUCUAGACCACAACUCGAUACUAACAGAGCGAAUAAUUUCAGUUGGAUUUUCUUUGACAAUAUGGAAUCGUCGAAUAGGAACCACCUAAAUCCAGCCUUUGUGGGCGACGAUGGACGCAGUACGGCCAGUACAGUGGAGAUUUCGGCCAACAAUCCUGCCCUGCGAGAUAAUUCCGAUGACCAGGAGGCAGGGAAAUUGCCCGAGGAGCGUGCCACCUGGGGCAAGGGCGUGGAGUUCCUAAUGUCCUGCAUUGCCAUGUCCGUUGGCCUGGGAAACGUGUGGCGAUUCCCCUUCACUGCCCUCGAUAAUGGCGGUGGCGCCUUCCUUAUUCCAUAUCUCAUUGUCCUGUUCCUGAUUGGCAAACCGAUUUACUAUCUGGAAAUGGUAAUUGGCCAGUUUUCCAGUCGCGGCUCGGUAAAGGUAUUCGAUUUGUGCCCGGCCAUGAAAGGUGUCGGAAUCGGCCAGGUGAUAUCUAUAUCCAUGGUGACCACCUACUAUGUGGCCAUAAUGGGCAUAACCCUGCGCUAUCUGUACGAUUCGUUCCGGUCACCGUUGCCAUGGUCCGAGUGCCGGCCAGAGUGGCAGUCCUCCUGCGUGGCGUCCAGUCUGGGAAACACCUCCCAGUUGGUCAGCCCGGUGGACAUGGAAAAGUUGCUCCAGCAGCAGCCGGUGGCAUCCGCCGAGUUGUAUUUUCUUAAGGAAGUUCUGCACGAGAAACCAAAUAUCGAAGAUGGAAUUGGCCUACCCAACUGGGAGCUGGUCCUCGGGCUCUUCGUCGCCUGGGCCUGUGUCUUCUUUAUUAUCCGCCGCGGAGUUAAGAGUUCGGGAAAGGCAUCCUACUUCCUGGCCCUCUUCCCAUACGUCAUCAUGGGUGUGCUUUUGGUACGAGCUGUAACACUACCAGGUUCCAUAGAUGGCAUUUACUACUUUAUCAAGCCGCAAUGGGGAAAGAUCCUGGAUCCGAAGGUCUGGUACGCAGCUGUAACACAGUGCUUCUACUCCCUCUCCGUUUGUUUCGGAAACAUCAUCAUGUACUCCUCGUUUAACAAGUUCGGACAUAAUGUGCAUAGAGAUGCGGCAAUUGUUACCGGCUUGGACACUAUGACAUCUCUACUGGCGGGUUUUACGAUUUUCGGAAUCCUUGGACAUCUGGCCCAUGAGAUUGGAACUGAUGACAUUGGCUCUGUGGUUAAAGGAGGUGCUGGAUUGGCCUUCAUCUCUUACCCCGAUGCCAUUGCCAAGUUCAAGCAGUUGCCACAGAUCUUCUCCGUUCUAUUCUUCCUUAUGCUCUUCGUAUUGGGCAUUGGAUCCAAUAUUGCCAUGACCUCCUGCUCGGUGACCGCCAUUCGGGAUCGGUUUCCCAAUUUCAAGCAGUGGCAGUGUUCUCUGCUAAUAGCGGUAGUCAGCUUUAUCAUCGGACUGAUGUAUAUAACUCCGGGCGGCCAAUAUAUGCUUACUUUGGUGGACUUCUUCGGCGCCUCAAUGAUUGCUCUUGUGCUGGGAAUUGCUGAGCUCUACACGAUUGGUUGGAUUUAUGGCACAGAUCGCCUUUGCAAAGAUAUUGAGUUCAUGUUGGGUCGCAAAGUGGGUCUCUAUUGGAGACUCUGCUGGAGCAUCUUAACCCCGCUAAUCAUGACGGUUAUUUUGAUUUACUUUUAUGCAACAUAUGAACCCUUGACGUACAACAACAUUAUUUACCCAAACUGGGCAUACAGCAUUGGCUGGAUGAUAACAGCAUUUGGCAUUCUGCAACUGCCUCUUUGGAUGAUUGUUGCCAUUAUUCGAGAUCCAGGUCAAUCUCUGGGAGCCAAGAUCCGUGGGGCAUUUACGCCUAAGAAGAACUGGGGACCUACUGAUCCUCUGCUCCGAGAGCAAUAUCACAAGGAAAUUGAAAAUGAGUUGAUCCCGAAGAGGGGUCAGGGAGUUUGGGCUGCCAUCAAGCAAAACAUUUUCGGUUGAUCCAUUCCAAGUGGAUUCAAACUUACAACAACCGCUCAUGUAAAUAAUCUUAUAUAUUUUAAGUGAAAAGAAUUUAAACGAUCUUGUAUAAAUCUUAAGUCUGCCAAUAAACAUGAUAAGUCUUUAUUAAA
Molecule: messenger RNA, 2745 nt
Organism: Drosophila eugracilis
Lineage: Eukaryota; Metazoa; Arthropoda; Insecta; Diptera; Drosophilidae
Product: sodium-dependent nutrient amino acid transporter 1
Exons: 7
Coding region: 716-2614 (632 amino acids)
Biological process (GO): sodium ion transmembrane transport
Cellular component (GO): membrane
Molecular function (GO): L-amino acid transmembrane transporter activity
Source: RefSeq, a predicted model, not a curated record